Molecule: messenger RNA, 6870 nt
Organism: Physcomitrium patens
Lineage: Eukaryota; Viridiplantae; Streptophyta; Bryopsida; Funariales; Funariaceae
Product: DDB1- and CUL4-associated factor homolog 1
Biological process (GO): protein ubiquitination
Cellular component (GO): Cul4-RING E3 ubiquitin ligase complex; nucleus
Molecular function (GO): protein binding
Source: RefSeq, a predicted model, not a curated record
GGGAGCGAGGUGACACACUGGCAAGUGACCGAGCGGCUGGAAGGCAAGCCAAGGCGCGGAGACCAGGUAAGGACGCAUGAAGCGAGCAGUGAAGGAAGGAAGGAGAAGGAAAAGGAAGAGCAAGGAAGACGAGUAGGAGCAGGAGACUUAGGGUUUAGAAAGUCUUGUUGGAGUAUCUCGUAUUUCGACCGAUUGCUCACCGCAUUGCAACAGGGACACACCAUCACCAUCACUGUCGUCUCGUCACGGAGGCGUCGUAGGAUUUGGGUAGGGGGAGGGGGGGUUUGCGGGAUGCCGGAGGAGGGCGGGGGAGCUGACACCCCCAGCGCGCCCGCCGAGGCAGAGGGGAAUGGUGCGGGAGGGGAGAUCAGCAGAGUGUUUCGGGAGGCGUCCGCGGUGGCCACCACCAGCAACGCCACCACGGGUGCACACGGGGAGGAUGUAGUGCAGACAGCUAGGAGUCUAAUGCGCCGGAUCGUAGCGGAGCGUGACUCGCCCAACCCAUCGCUCUUGCAUUCCCUGGCUGCGAUUCUGGAGCAGGAAGAAGCUAGGUAUGAACAGUAUACAGGGCACCCCUAUUCCAACAAUUCACGGUCUUCACACUUGAUAGGGCGCCUUGUUAACUUAUUCAGGGAGGAUGAUGAUUUUUUUGAGCUGCUGUCCAAAAGACUGUUGGUUGGGCCAGUGCAUUCUACGAUGGUUCGUGCAGCUGCAGUUAGGCUGUUGCUUGCCUGCGUUUCGAGCUGGCUGUAUCCUCAUGUGUUUGAAGAAGAAGUCCUUGUUAAUAUCAAACGGUGGGUAACGGAGGACUCACCGAAAGAUAUAGCGAACAGCAGGGCAUCUAGAAGUAAGAGGACCAAGGAUGCUGAUGCAGUCCAUCGUGAGAUGUUGAGGACCUAUUCAACCGGCCUUCUCGCAGUAACUCUGGGAGGGUCUGAUGUUGUGGAGGAUGUACUUACGACGGGUAUGGUAGGUCAGCUUAUGCACUACCUGCGCGUUCGUGUACUGGGAGAUGCGUCUGCAGAAGCGAAUACCGAAAGUAAGACAAAUAUAGGAAUGAGUGGAAGCAGGGGAAGGGAUGAAGCUAGAGGGCGAGUUAGGCCACUUCUAGAUGUAUCAAGGAUGGAAGAUCUUCGUGUUUCUGACAAAGUAUCCGAUGAGCAAAGAACAGAAAGGGGUGGUGAAAUGUUGGUUGAUGCUAUAGGAGAGAAGAAAGAUAACGAGGAAGCUGUCCAGGAGGAUGCUGAGAACUUAGAAGGAACUCCAGACCUGAGUCUCUGUACAUAUGAUGCCGAUGAAGAUGGGGACGAGUGUAUGAACGAAGAUAAAAGGCGUAGAAAAGAUAGGCGAGAAGCUAAAACUAGGACAGCAGAGUGGUUGAAUAGUACUCGUCCACUGCAAGAAGAUGAAAAUGAAGAGAUGAGUAGAGCAGAGCCGUCAAAACGCAGGAUUGACGUCCACAGAGUAGGCGGAAAAGGAAGAGGAAAAGGAAGACAUAGUGAUGGCGCUGCAGAAUCUGAAAGAGGCCAAUCAUUAGCUCCAACAUCAGCUCCAACAUCAGCUCGCAAAGAAAGUGGUCACAAGAGCAGGGGAUUAUCCUCAGAGAAAACUUCUAAAUUGACAGGAAUUGGGUCUGAGGCUCCGAGGGGUGGAGUUAAGGAUGACAGUGAUUCGGAGAACCAAACAAUUCAGUGCGUCUUGGUUGGUAAGGCGGAUAUCUCACUGUCCAUGCGAAAGGCCAUGCGAGCAGCUCAAGCCGAAGCGAGGACAGAAAAUGCUCCCUGGGAAGCUGUAAAAGCAGCCGGAGAUGCUGCUGCUGACCUUGUUAGAGCAGCUGCCACAGAGGUUCUCGCAACCACAGACAAAGAGGAAGAUAUAUUGGCAGCAGCAAAUGAAGCAGCUCUUACAGUUGUGGAUGCUGCUCUUUCAUCCACUGUCACAAGAGAACAGCUGGAAAAGAAAAAGAUGGCCAUGGAAGAAGCUAAAAAAGUAGCAGAAAUCGAGUCUAAGAAAGAACAGGAAAAUGAAGUGGGAGAUGAAGGGCAAAGUGGUGUGGAUAUGGAGGCAUUAGCUGCACUUAGGGAACGUUAUUGCGUACAGUGUCUUGAAAAGAUGGGGGAGUAUUUGGAAGUGUUGGGUCCCGUUUUGCAUGAAAGAGGUGUCGACGUUUGCUUGGCCCUACUUCAACGGCGGCCAAUCGAUAAUAACUACAAAGACUUGGCAGUGCUUUCAGAUGUACUGAAAUUGAUAUGCGCACUUGCUGCACAUCGAAAGUUUGCUGCUCUUUUUGUGGAUCGAGGUGGUGUAGAGCAGCUUCUUGCUACUCCUAGAGUGUCUCAAACUCUUACGGGCAUCUCUCUUUGUCUGUUCGCACUUGCAUCGCUGCAGGGCGUGAUGGAGCGAGUCUGUACUUUGCCAGCACCAGUGGUUCAGGAUGUUGUUGCUCUCGCACUUCAUCUUUUAUCUUGUCCACAGGAUCCAGCUAGGCGCAAUGCUGCUUUGUUUUUUGGAGCGUCUUUUGUUUUCCGAGCAAUUUUGGAGGCCUUCGAUGGUCAAGAUGGGUUGCGUAAAAUAGUCAAUUUGUUGCGGAAUACAGCUUCUUUGAGAUCAGGAGGGUCAAGCAACUCAGGCACUGCUGCAACAUCAGCAGGUUCACGUGAUCGGACGUUGGCAUCGGCUGAAGUUUUGACAUCAAGUGGGAAGCAGAUUGCUUAUCUUACGUGUGUUGCACUACGGCAAUAUUUUCGGGCCCAUUUGCUAUUGUUGGUUGACUCUUUAAGACCUAGUAGAGGUCACAAGGGUGGUUCACGAAACGGGCCCAACGGGAAAGCCACAUACAAACCUCUUGACAUCAGCAAUGAAGCAAUGGACACAAUUAUUGUCCAACUGCAAAGAGAUCGAAAAUUAGGACCUGCUUUUGUCAGGUCGCGUUGGCCUCCACUUGAUGCAUUUAUGCAGUACAAUGGUCACAUUGUUCUCCUAGAACUUACCCAGCAAGCAGCACCUGGAGAAAGGUACUUGCAUGAGAUAGUGCAGCAUUCUCUUGGAGUUCUGCAAAUUGUGACGUUAGUGCCUUACACACGACGAUUGAUUAUUGACUCUACGCUAAGCAACGAACGAUCUUUUAUGGCUGUUGUUCUCGAUGCGGUUAGUGGAGUUGCUUUUUGUGAUCCUGAGGUGAUUCAAACAGCUCUUCUUGUAUUGGCCAAUCUGGUUUGUCCUCCUCCUUCGCUUUGCAGUCGGCCCAUGGCAGCUGCUGCCACUCCCGCACAGUCUCAACAGGCCCAAUCAAGUCAAGGUGGAGCUGGGAGUUCUUCUCAAGCAACAACUGUGGGUACAGGCACAGCAGUGAAUCUAGAAAGUAAGGGUUGGACUGGUAGAGCAGAAAGCAACGUUGACAGAAAUGGAGGAGCCCAAGGGGCUUCAGGUCCAAGCGCUUUUGGGGCGGGGGUUGUCGGAGAUCGGCGAAUUUCCCUGGGGCCAGGUGCUGGUGGUUCCGGCUUGGCAGCGUACAUGGAACAGGGUUAUCGUUAUGCCCGUGAAGCAGUACGGGCAAACAAUGGAAUCAAAGUGUUGCUUCAUCUGCUUUACCCGAGGACUGUUCUUCCCCCUCCUGCCUUGGAUUGUAUACGAGCCCUUUCCUGUCGAGUUUUAUUGGGCUUGGCUCGAGAUGACACCAUUGCGCAUAUUCUUACCAAAUUACAGGUAGGGAAGUUACUCUCAGAGUUAUUGCGAGAUGGUGGUAGUCAGGCUGGCCGUCAAGCUAGUGCAGGUGGUAUUGGUGGGGAGCAAGGGAGGUGGCAAGCGGAACUUAGCAGAGUGGCUCUGGAGCUCAUUGCGAUUGUUACCAACGUGGGGCGUGCAAAUACUGCAGCAGCUAGUGAAGCAGCAGCACCUACUCUACGACGAAUUGAAAGAGCAGCCAUUGCUGCAGCCACACCUAUAAGUUAUCACCCCAGGGAGUUGUUACAGCUUAUUCAUGAGCAUCUAAUUGGAUCAGGACUCCCGAGUGCAGCUGCUGCAUUGCUCAAAGAAGCAAAUUUGAAACCUUUACCUUCUCUUUUACCUCCGACUUCUCUUGUACUCCCAGCUUCAUCGACUGAAGUAGUCAAAAACGUUAUGCAGUGGCCUGCUGGACGAGUUAACGGCGGAUUUCUUGGAGGCGGUUCGAAGAAACCUGCCAAGGAUGAGGAUGAUGCGAGCAGUUCUCAAUCUCUUCCUUCUUCCCGCAAAAAGCCAGCAUUCUCAACUUCUUUGACAUCUGGUGGGAAGUCGGGUUCAGCUAUAGCUUCGCUGAGAAAGUCUCAGAGCGUGAAAGAAAACCGCAGUCGACUUGAUACCCAGGAUUAUUUCCUCAGCCAAGGGAAGCCCAGAGAUGAUACAGAUAGCAUUUUCAAAACACCUGGAGCAUAUCGCAAUCUACCUGUCUCCGGCAAGCGUAAAAGCGGUGAAAGGGACAUGCCUCCAUUAUCCCCAACAAGUAAGCGGAUGGCUUUUACAGAUCCUUUCAUGGCAUCACCUUGUGUUACUCCUGGCCAUGCACCCUUGAAGACAAAUUUUGUUGACGUUUCCGCACCUGUUCAAUCUACCCCAGCUCCCUCAACUAGUGAUUUCACUCCUGCCAAAUCAUUUUUUGGACAGUACGGUUUGCCUGAGAAAGUAGAUACGGCAAACUUGCAAACUGACUCAUCGACUUUUGAUUUUCAGCAUUCACCCUACGUUCCUUUUAAACAAUAUCUCAAUACCCCGGGCUAUUCCCUUGUCCCAUCAACAGGUGGUCUGUUAGAACCUCGCACCAAUACUACGGAACAUGCAACACUUGACUCACUUGUGGUCCAGUAUCUGAAACACCAACAUCGUCAGUGUCCGGCUCCCAUUACUACCCUUCCUCCUCUAUCCCUUCUUCACCCACAUGUUUGCCCAGAACCUAGUAGGGCACUUGAUGCUCCUUUAAAUACCGCUUCAAGGCUAGCUGUGCGCCAGAUUAGUCCACCUUAUGGAGGUAUGCAUGGACGAAGACGAGAUCGGCACUUUGUAUACAGCCGGUUUCGUCCCUGGCGCACAUGCCGUGAUGAUGCAGUUCUUCUUACUGCUAACACCUUCCUAGGUCAUGCGUCCUGUCUUGCUAUUGGUAGUCUUGCUGGAGAUAUUCGACUAUUCGAUUCAAGUUCAGGAAACAUCUUGGAGGUGCAAUUGAUGGGACACAACUCACCAAUCACGGCUUUGCAAUCUGCUCCACAUUGUCUGGCUGGAAACGACACACGAGUGGGGCAGUUACUGUUGUCUUCUGCCAGCCAUGAUGUUCGAUUGUGGGACUCCUCCAAUCUUGGCAAUGGGCCUUUGCACGCUUUUGAUAGCUGCAAAGCAGCAAGAUUUAACCAUGCAGGAAGUAGACUUGGCGCUAUCACUUGUGAGUCCCCUCACAAAGCAGUCCUGCUGUACGAUGUUGGCUCUUACAGGUUGGAGCAAAGGUUGUCUGACAGUUCAAUAAGUCAGUCAGGCUUGCCACGCAGCCAUACGCAAUCAAUUGUCCACUUUAGUCCUGACGAUGUCUUGGUCCUUUGGAGUGGAGUAUUGUGGGAUCCCCGAGUCCAACGUGCAAUUCAUAGAUUUGACCAGUUCACUGACUACGGUGGAGGUGGCUUCCAUCCUGCCGGAAAUGAGGUCAUCAUCAAUUCAGAAGUCUGGGAUUUACGUUCGUAUAAGCUUCUGAGAAGUGUACCAUCUCUGGACCAAACUGCCAUAACUUUCAAUACAACGGGCGAUGUCAUCUAUGCAACACUACGUCGUAACUCAGAUGACAUCAUGACCGCACUUAAUCCACGUAGGAUGCGGCACCCUUUAUUCAGUGCUUUCAGAACUAUGGAUGCAGUGGACUACUCUGACAUCACUACUACAAUUGUGGACCGUUGUGUCCUUGACCUUGCGACCGAACCCACAGACUCUUUCAUCUCAAUAGUAGCAGUUGAAAGUAACGACGAAAUGGAUUCAUUCGCUAGGCUGUAUGAAGUAGGGAGGAGGCGUCCCACUGAUGAUGAUUCAGACCCGGAUGAUGGGGGAGAGACAGAGGAGGAAGAAGAUGAUGAGGAUGAUGACGAUGACGACGGUGACCUUCACGAAGACGACGACAUCGAUCUCAUAAGUAACGACAAUGAUGAGAACAGUGAAGAAGAUGAUGGGGACGAAGCUGGGGACAACGAUAGUAUUUCUACGGAUGACGAUUUCAGUGACGAUGGUCUUGGGGAGGGGGACUUGGAACUUAUCUCCGACGGUGACGAUGGUCCUAGGGGUACGUUUUCAAGUGACGAUGGCUCCGGGGGCGAGUUCGGACAAGAUGCAUUUGAUGAAUUUAUGGGAGGAUUUCUCUCAUAAGGACGAUUGCGCUUUGAGAUCUCAUAAAGGCAUAAGUAUAGUAGGUAUGAGUACGUGGCAUGUUCCCCUUCCUGUAUCUUCUGGCUCUUGCACAUGCUGAAGAGUUUUCCUUAGGUAUGGAGGAAUCUCCUCUGCUGAAUGUAUACACAUAGCAAGAAUAUGUAUCCUUCAAUAGGGUAGGAGUCCUUUGUAAAGUACGUGUGUUUGUUGGUUGCAUCAGAAGUGGUGCACAAGUAUCAGAUGAAUGUAGAAGUACGAGUUCUAGCUUAAGUGCGAGUUCUUGGUGCGAUAACGUCGGUUCGUGAGCAUAAAUGACUUCUCAAAUCUGUGCGUUACAUUUUUGUCCUCACCAUUACUUCGCUCCUGAUAUUAUUAGCUCAGGUCUGGUGAUAAUUAAGCAAAUGCUCAAACAAUUUGAGCGACUGGCUAGCUUUUAAGAUUUUUUUAUUCCAAUACUGUCCAUAAAACUUGGUGAAUCGAUGAAGUUAUUUACCUUGA